This is a messenger RNA of Symbiodinium pilosum, 167 nucleotides long. The record is from the annotation of a GenBank genome assembly. NCBI's taxonomy places the organism in Eukaryota, Dinophyceae, Suessiales, Symbiodiniaceae.
CUACUGGCAUUGAGCUCUAGCGCCGAGGAAGGAGAGCCGCAGUUCCUGGCGCUCCAGCGCUCCGUACCAAAGCCUUUGGAGUUCGAGCAGGUGAUGAGGUAUGCGUCCGAGGUGGAUAAUGCGGCUGAAGCCCAUCGUCAGGAGCUUGUGGACAUUGCUGGGGCCAG